Messenger RNA from Acanthisitta chloris (rifleman), 1404 nucleotides. Its product is annotated as glycerol-3-phosphate dehydrogenase 1-like protein. Gene Ontology annotation, cellular component: cytosol; glycerol-3-phosphate dehydrogenase (FAD) complex. Gene Ontology annotation, biological process: glycerol-3-phosphate catabolic process; carbohydrate metabolic process. Lineage: Eukaryota; Metazoa; Chordata; Aves; Passeriformes; Acanthisittidae. The record is from RefSeq and is a predicted model, not a curated record. Gene Ontology annotation, molecular function: glycerol-3-phosphate dehydrogenase [NAD(P)+] activity; NAD binding; protein homodimerization activity. Bases 38 to 1003 code for a protein of 321 amino acids. The transcript is spliced from 7 exons.
UGCGGUUGCCAAAAUAGUAGGCAGUAAUGUGAAAAAAAUGCAGAAGUUUGCUUCCACAGUGAAGAUGUGGGUCUUUGAGGAGAAUAUUAAUGGGAGAAAACUGACAGAUAUCAUAAAUAAUGAACAUGAAAAUGUAAAGUAUCUCCCUGGACACAAGCUGCCAGAUAAUGUGGUUGCUGUCCCAAACCUUAAUGAAGCUGUAAAGGAUGCAGACUUGCUGGUUUUUGUCAUUCCACAUCAGUUCAUCCAUAAAGUCUGCGAUGAAAUCACAGGACGAGUACCCAAGAAAGCACUUGGCAUAACUCUCAUAAAGGGAAUAGAUGAAGGCCCGGAGGGACUCAAACUGAUCUCUGACAUUAUUCGAGAGAAGAUGGGAAUAGACAUCAGUGUGCUGAUGGGAGCUAACAUUGCCAAUGAGGUGGCAGCAGAGAAAUUCUGUGAAACCACAAUAGGCAGCAAAAUCUUGGAAAAUGGCCUUCUCUUCAAAGAACUCCUGCAGACUCCAAACUUUCGAAUAACUGUAGUAGAUGAUGCAGAUACAGUUGAGCUUUGUGGUGCUCUGAAGAACAUAGUGGCAGUAGGAGCUGGGUUCUGUGAUGGCCUUUGCUGCGGCGACAAUACCAAAGCUGCUGUUAUUCGCCUUGGCCUGAUGGAGAUGAUCGCCUUUGCCAAAAUUUUUUGCAAAGGACAGGUGUCUACUGCCACUUUCCUGGAGAGCUGUGGAGUUGCUGACCUCAUCACAACGUGUUAUGGUGGCCGGAAUCGACGUGUAGCAGAAGCAUUUGUUAAAACUGGAAAGUCUAUUGAAGAAUUGGAGAAAGAAAUGUUGAAUGGCCAGAAACUGCAGGGACCACAGACUUCUGCAGAAGUGUAUCGCAUCCUCAAGCAGAAAGGAAUAUUGGACAAGUUCCCACUAUUCACGGCUGUGUAUCGAAUCUGCUAUGAAGGGAAGCCUGUCAGAGAGAUGAUAUCCUGCCUUCAGAGUCACCCAGAGCACAUGUAAAAUCAAUCAGGCUGUUGUACUAACGCAGCUUUCUGCCUUUCCAAUUUAUAUCUGGGUUCAAGUGGAUGUAUCUGUCAUUAAACUUUGUUCAAAGCUGCUCACUAGGCAACAGUAACAACAUGAAUGUGUCUGAAGGGGUAUGGUUUUUGUUGUACAGCCUAGUUUGGCAUAGCAUGCAGUGUUGGCUUGGUGAUUGUCCUCUUACUGGCUAAAAUACAACAAUACAGAAGUUGCACUACUUACCUAGUAUAUAUACAGAAGUGUACUUUGACUGUGUUCCUACACCAUAAAACACAAUGUUUUGUUGUCUCUUAUUAAGGCCUAAUCCAAAAUCCACUGGGCACUGUGGGAAGAAUCCCACUGGUUUAGAUCGAAGACUGAGUCAAGCCUGUAACCUUGAA